GGGAUGAAGCCCCGUUCCCCGAUUUCUGGCAUGGCUCAUUGCUGCGGCAGGCGAAGGGUUUUCCUCCUCCCAUCACGGCGGGGGCAUCUCCGGCACAACCCUCCGGGGCCGGCAGCAGCGCCGCAGCCCCCCCAGCUCCGGCUUCUCCCUGGCACAAAGGACACCAUGGUCCCAUGGGGACCCAGCUGGUGCCUGCUAGUGGGGCUCUGCACCCUCGUCCCCUCCGCCACCACACAGUGGGGACCAGAAGAGGACGUGACCGCCAGCAUUGGGCUGGAGGAGUUGGGGUACCACCUCUCCCAGGAUGGGGACCCCCUCCAGGACCCCCAGCGCUGCGGCAUCACCUUCCACACCCCCAGCCCUUGCAGCCCCCGUGGGCCACCAGCCUUUGCCUUUCGCAAUGAGCUGGAUCAUCUCAAGAACCUCUUGCAGGACACCAAGGCCAGCCUGAAGGAUGUGGAGAGGGCAGCCAUGCUGGAGGAGAAUCAGACCCGCUACCAGGACAUCAUCACCGAGGCGCUGCCUGCCAUCCAUGAGGCCAACCUGGAAUUCCAGGAAAGCCUGGAUAAUGUCCGCAAGGAGCUGGAGGCUCAUGUGGCCGAGGCUGGUCACCCACGGACGGCUGAGAAGAAGGAGAAGCUGCGGAAGGGUGUCCGUGUGGUGGCACACAUGCUGCGUCUCACCGGGCGCCUGGCCCAGACCCUCGAUGAUGCCUCGCAACGCCUCGACGCUGAGCUGAGCCAGCGCCUGCAGAGCUCGGCUGCCCAAGCCACCGUCACCGAGCCCUAGGACAGCGGCGACGGGGUCCACCGUCACCCUGCGUAUGGCCUUGCUUGCUGGUAGGACCCCAACCCGGCUCAUCUCCAUGGCUUCUGGGGUGUCCUGGCUCUUCUCCGCAGCACCAGGGUCUGAGACGUUGCCUGGUAUGUUUGCAGAAUGGUCUGGGUGCUGGAGCCGGCAGCGCUGGGACGGGACAGGAGGCUGCUGCCUGCUGCGGGAUGUUUUGCACAUAAAACGCCACUGCAUAUGUGAUACCCGUAACCCAAGCACUGGGUGUUCAUAGAAUCAUUGAACCACAGAAUGAUUUGGGUUGGAAGGAGGAGCUUAAAGCUCCUCCAUUUCCAACCCCCUGCCAUGGGCAGGGACACCUUCCACUAGAGCAGGUUGCUCCAAGCCCCUGUGUCCAACCUGGCCUUGAACACUGCCAGGGAUGGGGCAGCCACAGCUCCUCUGGGCAACCUGUGCCAGGGCCUCAGCACCCUCACAGGGAAGAACUUCUGCCUAAGAUCUCAUCUCAAUCUCCCCUCUGCCCGUUUAAAGCCAUUCCCCCUUGUCCUGUCCCUACAGGCCCUUGUCAAAAGCCCCUCUCCAGCUUUCUUGUUGGCCCCUUUAGGCACUGGAAGCUGCUCUAAGGUCUCUGUGGAGCCUUCUCUUCCCCAGGCUGAACAAGCCCAGCUCUCUCAGUCUGUCUCCAUAGCAGAGGUGCUCCAGCCCUCGGAGCAUCUUCGUGGCCUCCUCUGGACUCACUCCAACAGCUCCAUGUCCUUCUUAUGUUUGGGCCCCAGAGAUGGACUCAGUACUGCAGGGUGGGGAGUCUCACCAUGUUGGAUGCAAUUAUCCUGCAGCAGCUCUGCCAUCAUAUCGUAGAGCCUGGUGCCAUGGCAUGUGCCCAGCCCUGUGCCUGGGGGAAAACCCCUAUGCGGCAGCUCCUUCCCAUCCCCAACAGACCUCUGCACCCCUUUGUUCCUCCCUGGAAGAGCUUUAUCCACACAGGCUCCCUUUUUUCUCAGCUAGACAGCCACACAUACGAACAGCUACACCAUCACACCCAGAUCCUUGCCUGAACCUCCUGGGGCUCCCCAGAGGGUAUUAUACACUAACCGCAGCUCUUUGGGGCUUGAUGGCAUCUCACCAAUGGUCCAGCAGCAUCACUGGUGUGGGCAGAGCCCUGGUUAAUCCUUCACCUUUGCGAGCAUCUUGUCCAGGCUUGGAAGAGCCUUUUUGCCCCUGGGGUGGUAAUGGUGGAGCUGCAGGGAGGGCGCGAGAGUAGCUGGAGAUGAAGCGCCGGGCAAUAAAUCAAAGCUGGCAACUCGAGUGCUCCCAACCCACUGAGGUUUGGGCAAGCGGGAAAGCAGCUGGAGGCAGAAAAUCCUCCCCUUACACCCUGUGUUUGUAAGCACAGAGGUUCCUCCAGGAGGAAUGGCCAGAGCCACCCUGGCACACUGGGCUCGGGGCACCCCACUACCCCCAUGGUGCACCCUAAGGAUGGGCAAGAGGCAGAACCCCCCCUCCCCCAGGUAGCAGCACUUCUGCAGGAGCUGCAGGCAACAAA
Messenger RNA from Strigops habroptila (Kakapo), 2332 nucleotides. RefSeq lists its product as uncharacterized. Bases 4 to 789 code for a protein of 261 amino acids. The transcript is spliced from 3 exons. The record is from RefSeq and is a predicted model, not a curated record. NCBI's taxonomy places the organism in Eukaryota, Metazoa, Chordata, Aves, Psittaciformes, Psittacidae.